AUGGCGGAGACUGGAAGCUCCUCUCGACCGCAUUUUCCUCCACACUCAGAAUCUCAAGUGUGGUUGAUAUCGUCUGGUGAUAGCCCAAUCGGUGUCUCCUUAACUCGCCAGCUGCUUGCGCAUGGAGACCGUGUUGUGAGCGGGCUGGUCCCGUCGGAUCUCCUACGAGACGAAAAGCGUCGCGACUAUUUUCACGACUUUCUUGAUGAAGUCGACAGAAACAGUGAAAAUGGUUGGAAAGACCGGUUUCGACCAGUAAUGCUCGACAUAAGAUACAGGAAAAUGGGUGAAUGUCAAGCUGCAGUGGCUGAGGCGGUAGAGACUUUUGGCAAGCUUGACAUCUUGCUAUGCUGCACAAGUCAGGCCGUUGUCGGUACUGUUGAAGAACUGGCUGCAUCAGAGAGGACAAUUGGCCUCGUGCGAAAUCAAUUUGAGACAAACUACUUCGGUCCGGUAAAUGUCAUCAAGUCGGCAUUACCACGUAUGCGCAAGCAGCGAGCAGGUCAUAUACUAGUGCUGUCUGGGAUCACGGCACAUAUCGGAACGCCUGGCCUUGGGGUAUACUGCGCCUCGGAAUGGGCAUUGGAGGGUUUCUGUGAUAGCCUUGCCUAUGAAAUUGCACCCUUCAACAUCAAAGUCUCUAUCCUUCAAUGCAGCAUGGAAAUCCGUAUCCUCACGAAUCUCAUCAGCAGCGUCCCUCCAAUCCUACCCGCCUAUUCAUCGAAAGAGAACAAUGCACCACUCUUUCGUAACAUAUUAGAUGGCCUUGUCUCUCGACUCCCGCAGGCAGAUGUUGAGGCUGUUAGCCGGACGCAUCAAGAUUCUAGCUCUGCCUCGGAGCAACAGGGACCUUUUUCCUCACCAGAGGUGGUCUCCAUGUAUCCACCGCUGAGCGCACCACACCUUGAAGCUCUUACAUCGGAAACCGUGCACGCAAUCACAUCCAUUGGUGGUCAUGAAAAUCCUCCAUCACGGCAUAUUAUUGGCCAGGAGGGCGUUGCUGCGGUCAAAGAAAAGUUGAAAACUGUGAGCGAGGAGCUUGAGGAUUUCGUCCAGUCCAGUUAUUCGGUUAAUAUCGUUGACAGUAACGACGAGCUCCAUGACGAGGGAGUGCUAUAA
Talaromyces proteolyticus is the source of this 1119-nucleotide messenger RNA. Its product is annotated as short chain dehydrogenase/reductase family protein. The record is from RefSeq and is a predicted model, not a curated record. The transcript is spliced from 4 exons. Lineage: Eukaryota; Fungi; Ascomycota; Eurotiomycetes; Eurotiales; Trichocomaceae. The coding region runs from base 1 to 1119 and encodes 372 amino acids.